Messenger RNA from Ostreococcus tauri, 1092 nucleotides. RefSeq names its product Crotonase superfamily. Lineage: Eukaryota; Viridiplantae; Chlorophyta; Mamiellophyceae; Mamiellales; Bathycoccaceae. The transcript has a single exon. Bases 1 to 1092 code for a protein of 363 amino acids. Gene Ontology annotation, biological process: L-valine catabolic process. Gene Ontology annotation, molecular function: 3-hydroxyisobutyryl-CoA hydrolase activity. The record is from RefSeq and is a predicted model, not a curated record.
AUGUCCACCCCACCCCAUCCACCGCUCCGCGUCGAGCGGCGUGGAAACGCCCAGUUCAUCGUCCUCGACCGUCCGAGAGCGCGUAACGCGUUAACGUCGGACGUCAUCGAGCGUUUACACCGCGCGUACGCCGCGGGCGAGGACAAUGCGACGCUCUGCGCGCACGUCAUACUCGGCGCGAACUCUGGAACGUUCUGCGCCGGAGGGGACGUGCGCGCGGUUCGCGAAAUGGUGCUGAAGAACGAGCGGGACGCGGCGGUGGGCUUUUUCUCGAGAGAGUUCGCGCUGAACGCGCGCUUGGCGACGCUGACAAAGCCGUCGGCGUGCGUGUGGAACGGAAGCGUCAUGGGCGGUGGGGCGGGAUUGAGCUGUUACGCCCCGGUGCGGGUGUCGACGGAGAAGACGGUUUUUGCGAUGCCGGAGUGCGCGAUCGGGCUUUGGCCCGACGUGGGGGCGUCGUGGUUUUUGAGAAGGUUGUGCGGCGGCGCGACCGGGACGUGGUUGGCGCUCACGGGCGCGCGUGUUCGUGGAAAAGCGUGCAAGGCUUUAGGAUUAUCCACGCAUCACGUCACGUGCGAGUCAUGGGAUGCGGUGUGCGAACCGAUGGUUCGAGCGCUCACGGUUGGGGCGAGCGCGGAGGAUUUAGCGGCGUGCGCGGCGGCGGGCGAGACCUCGGCGGACGCGGCGGAAGACGGGUGCGACGAGUACGCGACGACGGCGCGUGGGAAGCGCGCGAUCGAGGAGGUUUUCGGAGAUGAAUCUCUAUCGUUGAGCGGGAUCACGAGCGAAAUCGCUCGCAGGCGCGACGCGGCAACGGACGACGUAGAACGACGAUUCUUCGCCGAAUCCGCCGAGUCGCUCGCAAAGGCGUGCCCGACGAGCCUCGAGGUCACGCUCGAGCUCAUGCGUCGCGCGCGAGGGAAAAGUUUGGAGUGGAGCUUGGCGACGGACAACGCGUUGAUCUCGCAGUUCAUCUUCGCCGACGAUUUCAAGCGCGGCGUCGACGCGGUGCUCAUCACAAAAGUCGGCGUCCCGCCGCCCGAGGGAUGGGCGCCGACGCGUUCGCCCGCUUCCUUCUUCUCUCGCUUGUAA